AUGCUGUUCUUUGCCAAAAUCAAGCGCACUGAUGGCUGCGUGAGCAGCCCUCAGAAUUUCAUUCCAUUUCAUGCCAUUGCUCAAGUAGAUCACGUUGUGAGGAUACUUUUGGGUUUCCUGGUUUUUCUGACCAUCUUGAAAACCCUCAGGUAUUCCAGAGUCUUCUAUGAUGUGCGACUGGCACAGAGGGCCAUCCAAAUUGCUCUUCCUGGCAUCACCCAUAUGGCCUUUGUGGUAUCAGUUUAUUUCUUUGUGUACAUGGCUUUUGGCUACCUGGUAUUUGGCCAGCAUGAAUGGAACUACUGUAACUUGAUUCAUGCCACACAGACAGUCUUCUCCUACUGCGUCUCAGCUUUUCAGAACACCAAAUUCUCUAGUAACAGGGUCCUCGGUGUUCUAUUCCUCGCAUCUUUUAUGCUCAUCAUAAGCUGUAUUUUGGUCAACUUGUUUCGGGCUGUGAUUCUGUCGGCCUAUGAGGAGUUGAAGCAGCCUGUCUAUGAGGAGCCAUCCGAUGAAGCAGAAGCAAUGACCUAUUUGUGUCAUAAACUAAGAAUGCUUAUUCGUUUCCUGACCUGCCAACCCAGGACCAAAGAGGAACCUGAGUUUGUCACUGACAUGUUGUAUGGGCAACCAGAGAAGAAGACUCGUCAGUACCUGGGGCUGAAGACAAGACUCGUUAAUGGGAAGAAAGUGGCUUACAUUGUUGUUUGAGCAAUGAGAAUGUCAAGAGCCUCUAGGAAGACACGUCACAGACAGACCCAGGUUCAGUUGGAGGGGUUCAGGCAUAUAUAGUGUCUAUCUCCUGAUUUUCACCCAUGCCCUC
Molecule: messenger RNA, 823 nt
Organism: Echinops telfairi (small Madagascar hedgehog)
Lineage: Eukaryota; Metazoa; Chordata; Mammalia; Afrosoricida; Tenrecidae
Product: polycystic kidney disease and receptor for egg jelly-related protein-like
Exons: 3
Coding region: 1-711 (236 amino acids)
Biological process (GO): detection of mechanical stimulus
Cellular component (GO): membrane
Molecular function (GO): calcium channel activity
Source: RefSeq, a predicted model, not a curated record